Entamoeba nuttalli P19 is the source of this 366-nucleotide messenger RNA. RefSeq lists its product as hypothetical. The transcript has a single exon. Bases 1 to 366 code for a protein of 121 amino acids. The record is from RefSeq and is a predicted model, not a curated record. Lineage: Eukaryota; Evosea; Mastigamoebida; Endamoebidae.
AUGAAAUUGUGUUAUAUUAUUUUAUUUAUUUCUUGUUGUUGUUUAAGUUUUGUUGGAUAUUUUACUUUAAGAAAUAUCUUUAGAAAAGAAUAUAAUAUUUCUACUCCUUCACAAUGUUCAAACCUUUUUAGUUUAAUACAAAAAGAAAGAUCAUAUUAUUCUUCUUUUCCUCCAUCUAUUAAUUCAUUUAUGAAAGAUUUAUCUUCUUUUGAAUCAGAACAAAGUUUUAAAAAUAAACUUCAACAAAUGUAUGGAAUAUAUGAUUGGACAUAUACAAUAUUUUCUGAUCAUUCAUCUUUUAGAAAUGAUUUUCAAUUAAUGAUAAGAUAUUAUAUAUUAAAAUGUACUCAUUUUAAAGACAAUUAA